CACGAAAACAUAUAGGCCUGGAAAAGUUUAUUUUUCUAUUAUAGUUAAGGGUUCUUCAACUAAGACAAACAUGGGUUUUUCGGUAGUUUCUGCAAACAUUGGGGCUUGAGUCUGUGGUAUUUGUGACCAUCCACCAUCCUGCCCACAACCCCUAGCAAAACUUAACAUCCUUUGAAGCUAAAAACAUGUAUUAUUGCACCUAGUGGUCAUACUAAACAUACUGUAGCAUAGCACCAUAUUGGAUCAACUUAAUUUGUGCAUUCUUUUACAAAUCAGGUGUCCCUAAAAUGCAAAUAAUUCAUUACUUUUUGUAAUGUAAUUUUUUAGGUUUUAAUUUAUGUAGUGGUGGUGAGAAGAGGUGGAAAGUUGGGUAAGUUAAAACAAAUGGUUAUUUGAGACAACCCUUGUUUCUAGGCAAUCACACACAAAAUGAAGUAUGUUUAGGUAGAGGUCAUCAUUACAUUGUUAUGAAUGUCACAUGAAAUGGAAAAGCUUUUUGGGAAGACAAUUGCAAAUGUCUGUGAGAUACUAAGUCUUAAAACAAUUUCAGUGAAAAGGGUUAGCUAAAAAUAAAAUGAUUUAAUUUCCCAUUAUUACUUUAGAGGGGAAAUCUGUCUGUUAUGGAUGUUACACUCUCUGUUAUCAAAGUUACAGACUUCUAAAAAUAUUGCAAACUGAACAUGAUAUUUAACCAUGAUGGUGUGAUAAGAAGCAGACUGGCCGGCUUUGACAAUUUGAAAAUGUUUGCAAUUUCCGCAGUACUUCUUGGACUGGUGUAUACAUGUAGACUCCUAUUCGUUCUUGUACUGGUGUAUACAUGUAGACUCCAAUUCGUUCGUGUACUGGUGUACACAUGUAGACUCCUAUUCAUUCUUGUACUGGUGUACACAUGUAGACUCCUAUUCGUUCUUGUACUGGUGUAUACAUGUAGACUCCUAUUCAUUCUUGUACUGGUGUACACAUGUAGACUCCUAUUCGUUCUUGUACUGGUGUAUACAUGUAGACUCCAAUUCGUUCUUGUACUGGUGUAUACAUGUAGACUCCAAUUCGUUCGUGUACUGGUGUAUACAUGUAGACUCCAAUUCAUUCUUGGACUGGUGUACACAUAGACUCCUAUUCAUUCUUGGACUGGUGAAUACACUUAGACUCCAAUUUGAUUACCAAAUUAGUUUGUUAUUGGUAAUGUUUAUUGGUGUUUUAAUUGUACUUAAGUGGCAGAUUUAUUUUUCGUAUGCUGGAAAGGUGUUAUUUUCUAGUAAGUUAAAGAGGUGGAAGUAUGCCAGUCAUUUAGGGAAGUGUGGGGUAAGUUAAAACGAAGGGUUAUUCAUGCUAAGAGACUUGGAAAUAUGUACUUUUCUUGUAAGUUGAAGAGGUGGAAGUACACUAGUCAUUUAGGGUAGUGUGAGGUAAGUUGAUACAAAGGGUUUAUUUGAGACACACCUGUUAUUUUGGUCAGGCGGUUGUCAAACAAGGCUUCCUUAGCCAGUUGCACUGCAGCGAUUCCAUGUGGUAGGUUGGACGUCUGCAAAGUUGUUGGCCGAAGAAUGUGUCUACCUCCAGCUUCUGUGUUGGCAUAAACUUCCCAGUGGAAGUAACAUUGUGGAAGUAACAUUGUGAUAAGAAGCAGAAUGGCCUGGCAUUUGAAAGUUUUUGCAAUUUCCAUAGUGCUUCCUCGACAGGUAUAAACUUAAUCCAAUUUGUAUUUUCAAUUUCAUUGUAUUAUUGGGGAAAAGAAUAAUCGUACUAAAGUGGCAAAUUAUUUAUCUCAUGGUAAGAGUUACUUUGUUUAAUCAACUACAUUCUUGUCAUCAAUAGUGACUGAUCCCUAGCUCAACGUGACAGGAAGUGUGUGAAAUGCAAAAAAACAAAUAUCCAUUUCACAUCUUCAAACCUGUAGAACAUGUGAUGAUUGUAUCUUGUGAUACUUACCCUACCCUAACCAACAUCCACUAUGUGUAUGCAAUUGAUACAAUUUCAAAAAUUGCCUACAAAUUGUCACAUCGAAAUAGUAUCCCUGCCCUACACAACUGGUCAAUAAAUUUACACUGAACAGAUCUAUUUGAGUGCAGGCAAAAACCCAACCCUUAUUUUGGAAAUUUAAGCCAGGUUUUCAGAACUUAUUUACAGUAGAAUACAAUUCUGGUUAUUUUCAGGGACACUUAACUAAGUACAUAAUUUUUAUAGAAAUAAAAAUUACUAUUUCACUAGCUGAUGGUGAACGAUUAAAAAAAAAGGGGGAAAAUUGCUCAAUUUACCCCAGUCCCCCCUAACCAAUCCAUAAUGCCUACUGAAGUCUGUGCAGCCACAGAAUUUGCCGAACUGGAGAGAUACGCGUUAAUUAUUAGCUGUUCAUUUACAGAAAUGCAAGAAAUGUUAUGUCUGAAAACAAAAAGCUAAAUAUUGCUGGAAACUGAAACUGUGUAGUUAAGUUUGAAUAGAUGUCUAUAAACGAAAUCUAGGUCGAAGACCUCUGCGUUAGCAAGCUAACGUUAGCUUUUACCUUCUCGUUUUCAACCAGUGGUCAGCUAGCUACAGUACCCGAAUUAGCUAGACAUGCUAAUUGGACCGUGGUGCACUUCAAGCUUGAGUUGAGACACUGCACGGCUUGGGGAGUCCUGCAAGACGGCGAAGUAAAACCACCCAAACAAAGAAUUUGCAUCCCUCAGAUAACCUUACACAUCCAAGGACGCCUGCUAACUGCGUGGAUACAACUUCAGAACCUCCGAGCAGCUCCAUGAGUUUAUAAAGUGUAGCCACCCGGCCCCGUUGUGGCCCAUGCUCCAUACCCCCUGCCCUCCCUUCCUUCCCUCCCCUUCAAGCUGACACAGAAUCGACAGGCACCCUCCCGGCACCACCUACCCAUCCACCCCGUCCCGCAUCCUCAGGCAAUGGCGUCGGGCACAGAGACCGUGCACUACAUUCAUCUGCACAACUCCAGCCAGUCCGUGCUGGAGGCUUUGCGCUCACAGCGGCGCGAGGGCCUCUUUUGCGACGUGACAGUGCGCAUCCACGACGCCUCACUGCGCGCCCAUGCCUGCGUGCUGGCCGCCGGCAGCCCCUUCUUUCAAGACAAGCUGUUGCUCGGCCACUCCGAAAUCUCAGUGCCGCCGCUGGUCCCCGCCGAGACGGUGAAGCAGCUGGUGGACUUCAUGUACAGCGGCUCACUGGUGGUGCUCCAGUCGCAGGCCCUCUGCAUCCUCACCGCAGCCAGCAUCCUUCAGAUCAAAACGGUCAUUGACGAGUGCACCCAGAUCAUCUCCCAGAGGAAGGUGGCUGCCGCGGCAGCAGCCGCGGCGAGCGGAGCCGGCACCGGAGGAGGAGGGGGGAUGGCUGGCGGAGUCCUGCCCAAGGUGGAGGAACGGGGAGGGGGUAAGGGGAGGGAGAGCGGGGGAAGUUGUGCCGCUGGCGGCGGGGGUUACCAGAGCUUCUCUAAUUUUGCUCUGGGGGACUGUGGGGCCAGCAACAUGGGCGCGGGCCUGGGCGGCGUCAGCGUUAAUGUCAGCGAGAGUGGCCCCGUGGGCACCCUAGAGCAGACUAACCCGGUUGGGCUGAUGGCUCUGGCGGACAUGGGCUCCGGGUCCCAGUGUGGGGCCGAUGGGCAGAGCUCAGUUCUCAUGAAGAACUCCGGUUGCACACAGGAGGUGAGGUACAAGCUGAGGGACCUGCUAGCGGCGACCGCAAACGGUGCCAACGCAGAGACCUCAGGAAACCUCUCGGCCGGCAGCAGCUCUGGUAGUGGGAGCCUCGACAGCAUCGGCCGGGACAGCAUCCGUAGCAACACGGCGGACAUUUCAGAGGAGCUUGUUGGGAUGGAUCGAUAUAGCGAAGAGGAGGAGAUAGAUGGACGGGAUAGAGGGAGGGAUGUGGAAAGGGACAGAGGGCCAGGAGGUCACAGCCGCAAGCAGAGGCAGCCACUCAGGCUUCAGGUCCUUGGAGGAGAGGAAGUGGUGGUGAAGAAUGAAGGAGUGCAGGAGUCUGACGGAGGAGUCUUCUCCUUGGAGGAGGGAAGACGUGUCGGAGAGCAAGAAGGCACACAGGAAUCCAUGGCCAACUUUGGCCAGGAGGGUGUCUUUUAUGAUGAGCCUGGAGUUUUUUCCCCUGAGGCUUUCUGGCCACAGAGUGAGCCAGCUCAGGCCAUGUCCUUCAACCCAAGAGGAAGAGUAAAUAAGCCAAUGUCUCCCCCUACCUCCACACAGUCCAUCAACAACCAGCUACUUUUUCAGUACCCAGUCAGCCAAUCACAGCAGUCAGCCUCAUUCUUUGUGGGUGGGCCUAUAGUGAUUGACAGCAUGGCUGGAACGGAGCCCAGCCAACAAGGUCAGGGUCCACCCUCUGCGCCAAUGACCCCAGCUCCACCUUCAUCAACCUGUGGCACACCUGGCCCCUCCCCCUCAUCCCAGGGAUCUGAGACUUCCUUUGACUGCACUCACUGUGGGAAGUCGCUACGUUCCAGGAAGAACUAUAGCAAGCACAUGUUCAUACACUCCGGUCAAAAGCCUCACCAGUGCAGCAUCUGCUGGCGUUCCUUCUCCCUGCGUGACUACCUGCUCAAGCACAUGGUGGUGCACACGGGAGUGCGCGCCUUCCAGUGCUCCGUGUGUGGCAAGCGCUUCACCCAGAAGAGCUCGCUCAAUGUGCACAUGCGCACUCACCGGGCGGAGCGCACCUUCCAGUGCACGGUGUGCCACCGGGCCUUCACCCACCGCACCCUGCUGGAGCGCCACGCCCUGCAGCACGCCCACCACGCCGGGGUCCAGGGGCAGGGACAGGGACAGGGACGGGCGCUCCAGGUGACCCCCAAACACAGCCCUCAAGCCCUGGCAGGGCCCUCGGGCAUGGGGGCCUCCGCCGGUAUGGGCGGCGGCAUGGCUAAUAUGCCAAACCAUGGGCCACCCUCCUAGAGUGAGAGAGUGAAGGGCCCGGUCCCAGACUGAUCUGUCAGCCCUAUCCCGGACCCAUGUGUUGAUCUGAGAGGAUUGCUAGGUAAGAGCACCUUGGUGGAAACUCCAUCUAGCCGCAUCGGAUGCUAGGUAGAGGCUGCACCAUAUUUCUUACACCUAGGUAGUCUAUUAAAUUAUGAAAGAGGCAGUUGUCUAUCAGUUCCGAAAAUAGGGAGGAGAAGUGGUUUGAGAUUGGGAAAGAAGAUGAGCGGGAAAAGGGAGAGUGGGAGAAAUCUGCGGGGGGACUUUUUCAAGAUAUUGAUGCGGGGGGGAUAGAGAGACCAACAAGUGCAAGACAGUGAGAAAGUAGAGGAGAGCAAGCCAAGAAAAAUAGAUGCAGGAGGAGGAACAGACGAAGAAAGCAAAUUAAUGAGUUACCAUUACAGAUCAAGACCGAUGUCGUAGUAACACUAUAAGUACAGGAGCCACUGGAAAACCAGGAUCAUAUACCUCUAAACAGGAAGAGACGGGAAAUUUAAGGACUUUUACUUUAAAACGUGACAAGAAACGUUUCAGCAUGUUUUACACAUCUAAAAAAUUACCUCUGCGGUCCAAAGACAGGCAUUAUGCUACACACAUUUAAUAAAUGCAUAAAAAAAAGCAAAACAGCUACAUGAAAUCUCUUACUUUUUAAACCUACCUAAAGAAAAAUAUAUAUAAUUUUCAUUUACAUUGUUGAUAUGCUACAAGUUUGUUAUUGUCACUCAUUUGUAAUUAUUUGAUUAAGAAAAAAAAAUAAGCCAGAUAACAAAAAAAUUGAAUAAAGAUUUUUCAGCUUAGGUGAAACUUGGUUGGUUAAAUGAGAAACAAGGCUUUUUAAUUCAUGUGUGCUUAUUUUGUGUGCUUGUGGGGAGCUUGCCAGUGAAUAGGAAGGUUCGUUACAGAGAACUAUCAAAUGUUUCUCCAACAGCUUAAUACAUUUUUUUAAAUGUUUUUAGUGUAACUAAAUAAAUCAUGAGGAAAUACAAUCACCCACAGUCGAUUUGACAAGAAGUGGAUGCUAUGCUAAUGUUAUGACCAUGUUAAUAUUUAUUUACAAUUUGAAAAUGAUCACUAUGCACAAUACAUUUUUGCACAUUGUGUAGUUUAAUUCAGCUUUAUAUAUUGUCCUGGCCUAUAUAUUUCCUCAGAGAUAAAGAUAUUUACCAUAAGAUUACCCAUUUAUGACUUACAGUCAUUAAGACAGAAUGUUUUGGUUAUUUAAAAAAAAAACAAAUAUUUCCCACCUUAAAGGUGAUGUUUAGAAAUAAAAUAGUAUAGACUCUACUAAACCUAAAGGCUAGAUCAGCCAGUGAGACCAACAAAGACACUUUAAGAUCCCUUCUUGCUUCACUAUAAAUAUUGUAAAAUGUCCCUACAGUGAGGGCACAUUCUGCUUGUUCAUAAGAAUAUCCUUUAGCUGGUCAAGGUUCAGCUUAUUCACUAGGUUAUCUGAAUCUACUAAAGCUCUAUUAAUAGGAACUAUUGAUCUAUAAAUAGUUUAUUGAUCAGACAAAUCUGUGCAGUCUAUUUUAACAAGUAGGUGAUUAGGCUGUUCCAGAGAAGUUGAUAUCCUCAUUGACUCUCAAUAGUUUUAGUGCAUUUGAUCUUAAGUGGACCCAUGUACAGUACUGUAUUAUGUGUGCUUGAAGCCAUGUAAAAAAAAAAAAAAAAA
This is a messenger RNA of Esox lucius (northern pike), 6594 nucleotides long. It is a transcript of the gene zbtb45, whose product is annotated as zinc finger and BTB domain containing 45. Gene Ontology annotation, molecular function: DNA-binding transcription factor activity, RNA polymerase II-specific; protein binding; RNA polymerase II cis-regulatory region sequence-specific DNA binding. NCBI's taxonomy places the organism in Eukaryota, Metazoa, Chordata, Actinopteri, Esociformes, Esocidae. The record is from RefSeq and is a predicted model, not a curated record. Bases 2889 to 4901 code for a protein of 670 amino acids. The transcript is spliced from 6 exons. Gene Ontology annotation, biological process: regulation of transcription by RNA polymerase II. Gene Ontology annotation, cellular component: nucleus.